AAGACGGCGACUCUUCGGCCCCGCACAGUAAGCACAAGCGCAACGUCGGGAGUUUGAGUGACCCGCGAGGAUGGACGUACACGCGUGCGAUACGGCGUUAAGAUUGUUGUUGUUGGUGUUGUUUGUGCAAGGUUGCACGGGAGAGGUUGUGGGAACUACAUGGAGCGGUGUGUGUGUGUGCUAGUAGAAAUCCAUGCUAGCUGGCACUCCAUGUACAAGAUGAGAUGAAGCCGCGGCACCAGGUGGAGAGGGCAAAUGGCAGCGCUAAACCCGAGAUAUGACAAUCUCCCGCCAGGAACAAAACACGGCUGGCUUGUGCUUGGAUUCGCAGGACGCGGAACAUGGCGACUGGUGUCCACCAAUAGGGAGUUUGUUCGUGUUCUGAAAUACACAGACGCCCAGCGAAACAUCCAAGAUGCCAAUGCUGACUAUACACUACUGCUUAUUAGUAUGUACAUGCCCAUUCCUCGCCUACCGAGUAUUGGCAAAAGAUAGGGAAAAAGGCAAAAUUUGAGGGGCGGGCCCAGAACGACGGCGGGGCCCUUUUGGCUAUACAGCACACAUUCAACCGGUCAUGAGAGCGGGAGAGUGGAAGAAUGGGGGGGGGGAAGAGAGAGAAAGAGGGCGCGCUCGAGAGAGAGAAAACGGAUGGUGGCGCACUUGUGUGGGUCAAUUUCCGAAUGUCACAGUCCACCUAAAGUGGCACUGUGGACGCGCCCCUUAUGCGCGCUAAAUUUUUUUCUUUCCCAUGGAAUGCAACACGUGGUGUAGUAUACGGUGAGGGCGUGGGAUGGGGA
Molecule: messenger RNA, 797 nt
Organism: Exserohilum turcica Et28A
Lineage: Eukaryota; Fungi; Ascomycota; Dothideomycetes; Pleosporales; Pleosporaceae
Exons: 1
Coding region: 256-495 (79 amino acids)
Source: RefSeq, a predicted model, not a curated record